UAACUGCCACCAUUGGAAGACCCAACAUGGCAGCACACCAGCAGUCCUCGUCAGUCGUCAUCGACUCCGCAACCCGAUCCGUGCUCUCAUGUCCACCAUCGAGCGGGUUCCUGUCCUCUGCCGGUCCCUCGUCGCGCUCUUCCCCAGUCUGCGCCUCGGGACGGAUUAUUUAACAACUUGCGUUUUCGUUUUUCGCUUUGAUUUCUUUUUUUCCUCGCGAGGCUCCCUCUCUAGGGCUUUGACCCGCAGCCAUUUCGGGAAGUUUCGGAGUCCGGGUGAGCGAGUUCGAGUUGUCCUUUACCUUGUCGUCAUAGAGGUGGGCGCUUUGGACUUGUGCCGGUGCGUUUCUUGUUCUGCAUCGGCGGAUCGCCUCUUGACGGAGAAAAGAUGUGUUUUUGUUCCGGUGCUCACCGGUUUCUUCUGCUUCCCUAACCUUACGUGGAGGCUUUGGCACGGCGAAAGGUUAGGGCUUUCUCGGUGCAGGAUUUUCGUGUUUGAGCUUUGAAGGUUGGAUUUUUGGGGCUGCUUCUUGUUCUUUUUCAUCUGGUCUGGGUUCGGAGCACGUAAAAAAGCGCUUGAUUUGCUGAGCUUGGAGAAUUAAAAUGGCGGAAAAUAUGGAUGCUAAUAGCUGGCAGGAGAUGCUGCGGAAGAUAUUGCCUCCAGGAACCCCCAUUCCGGAGGCUCCAGCCAACCUCGAUUACUCCAUUGCCAUCGAGUACAAUGGGCCGCCAGUGUCUUAUGAGCUUCCGAGGGUUGACCCGGUGGACGUAAUCCCUACGGCUGAGACUGCAUCUGGCUCGCAUAGGUUUCUGAACAGCACCGCUCCACCCAUAGCUGAUCCAAUUCCUUUGCCUGUUUCUCGGAUUGCCCGGUGUGCUGACCCUUCACCCCGAAGCCCCCAGGCUUCUGGAAGCUCCGAGUCUGUGGAUUCUGUCUUGCAGAAUGAAGAAUUCACUGAUGCAUCCCCCUCAGGGUCUCCAGUUUCUGCACAUAGUAUGCCAAAUGGGCAGUCUAGCCGAUCAGUUAAUGAGGGGAGGAGGGCAUCAGUGGUUACUUUUGAGGAGAAAUCAGAAAGUAAAGACCUCUUUGAAGAUUUAUCAGGUUCUCCUCAGUAUGUUGGUGUUACCAGCAAGGAGAAGAGGAAAAAAGUGUGUUAUAGGUGCGGGAAGAGAAAGUGGGAGCGCAAAGAAGUCUGUCUGGUUUGUGAUGCCAGGUAUUGCAGCUACUGUGUGCUUAGAGCCAUGGGAUCGAUGCCAGAGGGGCGCAAGUGUGUCAGUUGCAUUGGACAACCAAUCGAUGAGUCAAAACGCUCAAAACUAGGAAAAAGUUCAAGGACAUUGUCUCGGCUUCUCAGUCCACUGGAAGUGAGGCAAAUUUUGAAGGCUGAGAAGGAAUGCCCCGCAAAUCAAAUCCGCCCUGAACAACUCACCGUGAAUGGAUUUCCACUGAGGCAAGAGGAGAUGGCAGAGUUGCUUAGCUGUCCCAUACCACCUCAAAAGUUGAAGCCUGGAAGGUAUUGGUAUGACAAAGAAUCAGGCCUAUGGGGAAAUGAGGGGGAGAAACCUGAUAGAAUUAUUAGUUCUAACCUGAAUUUCACUGGGAAGCUUCAGCCUGACGCUAGCAAGGGCAACACUGAAGUUUAUAUGAAUGGAAGACAAAUUACAAAAGUCGAACUAAGGGUGCUUAAGCUUGCUAAUGUGCAAUGCCCACGUGAUACACAUUUCUGGGUGUAUGAUGAUGGUCGCUAUGAAGAGGAAGGUCAAAAUAAUAUCAGGGGGAAAAUCUGGGAAUCGGCAUUGACAAGAUUUGCAUGUACUUUGUUCUCUUUGCCUGUACCACAUGCAGUUCCUAAUGGUUCUAAAAGUGAGGCACCAUAUGUACCCAGAAUCUUGCCUGAUUAUCUUGAGCAGAGAGUCCAAAAGCUUUUGCUUCUUGGACCCCAGGGAUCUGGAACAGGCACUAUUUUUAAACAGGCUAAGUUUAUGUAUGGAAAUAAGUUUUCUCAAGAUGAAUUGGAAAACAUGAAACUGAUGAUACAAAGUAAUAUUUACAAGUAUCUAAGUAUUUUAUUAGAAGGACGAGAACGCUUUGAGGAGGAGGCUUUGGCUAGGAUUGGAAAGACAGUCUCUGAUGACGAACAUUCUACUGAAGGAUUUUCAGGUCUAGAGGAAAGUGAAGCUAGUCGGCCAAAUCAAUGUGUUUACUCAAUCAAUGGAAGAUUAAAGCAGUUUUCUGACUGGCUUUUGGACAUAGUAGCCAUGGGGGACUUGGAUGCUUUUUUUCCUGCUGCAACACGUGAAUAUGCACCAUUGGUUGAAGAGAUGUGGAGAGAGCCUGCCAUACAGGAAACAUAUAAAAGAAGAAAUGAGCUCCAUUUUCUUCCAGAUAUUGCUGAAUACUUCUUGAAUAAGGCAGUUGAGGUAUCAAGCAAUGAGUAUGAACCUUCAGAGAAGGAUAUAUUGUAUGCAGAAGGAGUUACGCAAGGGAAUGGGCUAGCUUUUAUUGAAUUUUCACUUGAUGACCACAGUCCAAUGUCAGAACUCUACAAUGACAAUCCUGAAGCUCACUCGCAAGCACUUACUAGAUACCAACUGAUUAGGGUCAGCGCUAAGGGCAUGAAUGAAGGCUGCAAGUGGGUGGAAAUGUUCGAGGAUGUCCGCCUAGUAAUCUUCUGUGUGGCGCUCAGUGACUACGACCAGUUGGCAUCUCCCAUUAAUGAUAGCAACAAACCUCUGCAGAAUAAGAUUAUGCAAAGCAAGGAGUUAUUUGAGGCCACAGUCAGCCAACUGUGCUUCCAUGAUACCCCAUUUGUUCUCAUGCUCAACAAGUACGAUGCGUUCGAAGAGAAGAUAAACCGCAUUCCUCUGUCAACCUGCGAGUGGCUUAGAGAUUUCUCCCCGUUGAGGACUCACCAAAGCAACCAGAACCUAGCGCAGCAGGCUUACUAUUACAUAGCCAUGAAGUUUAAGGACCUCUACUACACCCUCACUAACCAGAAGCUCUUCGUUUGGCAAGCACGGGCACGAGAUCGCCCGACCGUCGAUGAAGCCUUCAAGUAUAUAAGGGAGGUGCUUAAGUGGGCCGACGAGAAAGAGGACAACAUGGUUUACAUGGAGGAUUCAUUCUACAGCACCACAGAGUUGAGUUCUAUCAGGCAGGAGGAAUGAUCAGUUCAGUCUCCCGACUCGUAACGAAACAAACGUCUGUGUAUAGUGUCGCCGUUGCUGCCGUGUAUAAUUUUCUCCAGAUUCUCUUGAUUCUGAACUCUGAUUGAUGAUUAUAAAUGUGAUUGCUUGCUGUAGACCUGAUUCCUAAUAAACUAUUGCAAUUUGGUGAAAACACCUAUAAAAUUUUAGUCAAGUUUGAAAGAUCCUCUAUGAUCAAUUUUACAACCAGGUUUGUUUGAUUGUGUU
Zingiber officinale is the source of this 3413-nucleotide messenger RNA. Its product is annotated as extra-large guanine nucleotide-binding protein 3-like. The record is from RefSeq and is a predicted model, not a curated record. Lineage: Eukaryota; Viridiplantae; Streptophyta; Magnoliopsida; Zingiberales; Zingiberaceae. The transcript is spliced from 9 exons. Gene Ontology annotation, cellular component: heterotrimeric G-protein complex. Gene Ontology annotation, biological process: adenylate cyclase-modulating G protein-coupled receptor signaling pathway. Gene Ontology annotation, molecular function: G-protein beta/gamma-subunit complex binding; guanyl nucleotide binding; GTPase activity. Bases 603 to 3167 code for a protein of 854 amino acids.